GCUUCCAUGCGGAGAGAGGCCUAGCUGGUUGUUGUGGCGGUGAUCCGGAGCCGGCCUUCGCCUGACCUGUGUCACCUGUGGGAGAACGCUUGGUUUUGGUCGUUCGCUCGACGGAGGCAGAGACGGAGACGUCAUGGCAACGGAUUUUGUGAACGAGCUGGAGAGUCGCUUCUUCCCCGAAAACCUGCUGAGCAGUGAGGCCUGGGAUGCCUGCCUGUAUGACUGUGAAACAAUGGAGGAGAUGGAUGAUCCUACUGAUCUCUUUCACUGCUUUGAUAACAUCACUGAGUUCAACGCAGAUUUGGAUUUGAAUUUGAAUAUGGACAUUGAAACAUCAGACUUACCUUGGAGUCAAAUCAAUGGAGACAUUUAUUCAGACCUGCGAGUGAAGUUGGAACCACUUUCACCGGCAUCUUCCCGCUGCUCAGAUUCUUCUCUUGCUUCCUCAUGUGACAUUCCCCUUUUAUCUCAGCCUCAUCAGGACGUAAACACGGAGCCAACUCUUCCAGUCAUGAAGACUGAGGAUCCGCCAACACCACCCAGUGUAUUUGGGGAUGUUCUCAACCCACCACUGAACAUUGUCCAGCUCAGCAUGGUGAAAAAGGAAAAUGGGACCUCGCCGGUGAAACAUGGAUCAGCAAUUCAACCCGCCACAAAUGUGAAAGCGAACAGCAUCUUGUGCAACAAGCAGAACAUCCAGCCUCAACCAGUCGUCGCGACAACGCUAUCCACUGCUCCGGCCGCCAGCCCAGCAAAGACCAUCAUGCUUCAGUCGGUACAGACUAGUUUGCCAGUGUCUCAGCAACAGAGUCUACCAUUAAAGCAAACCAUUCCAGUGUCAAGGCAGUCAGUGGUUCUGGCCCAGUCAGACCUGGUGAGAAUUCCUGUCCAGGGACUGAUCAAAGUACCAGCAGUGACUGGGGUCGCCAGCAACUGUAAGCCAGCCAGUGGCAUCUGCAACAAGAUCGCUAUCAACAAAUCUGCCAACAAACCAAUCGUGCCCGCACCAACACAGACGGACAAUAACACUUCAGAGAUCGACAUCAAACUGCUAAAGCGGCAGCAGCGAAUGAUCAAGAAUCGGGAGUCGGCCUGCCAGUCCCGUAAAAAGAAGAAAGAAUACCUCCAGGGUCUGGAGAGCAAAUUGCGCGAGGCACUCAGUGAGAAUGAGAAGCUGAAAAGGGAGAACUCGCUGCUGAAAAAGAAACUAGACAGCAUCAUGUCCGAGAACACCGAAUUGAAGCUAGGCUCGGGCAAUCGUAAAGCAGUGUGUGUGAUGGUCUUUCUGCUCUUCAUCACAUUCACUUUUGGACCUGCCAGUAUAACAGAGAAGAAGCCAGAUCUCUUCCAGAAGACAGAAGACAGCAUGUACAUCAAGAGGCACCUACUGGCUUUCAAAGAGGAGCCAGGUACAGAGAGCGAGACAGAGGAAGCGACAAAAGAUUACGCUCAGAGGGAGAAAUUCAGCAACAUCACUAUGGCUUACUCCGACGUAAAAGACCUGGUGCUUCGUGACAUUGAUCGGAUCCUCUUCCCUUCCUCGGAUUGCCGUCAGUUCAACAAGACCGAAUCGCUCAGACUUGCCGAUGAACUGCGUGGCUGGGUACACCGGCAUCAAAUUGAAAGGACGAAGUCCAAUGAGAAACCAAAGCGUCAAAAGAAAUUUAAACAAAGCAUGAGGACUCAGCAGAGGAAGAUCAAUCUAUCCCGGUUUAUUCCAGUUCAGUCUGCCGAGACUUCCACCAGGUUGACAUCCAGUCAGUUGCAGGUUUAUCAGAGCCCUGAGCAGAGUUACAAUGACUUCAUGGAUGCUAUUGAUAGGAGGGAAGACACCUUCUACGUCGUUUCGUUCCGAAGGGAUCACCUGCUGUUACCAGCCAUCAGUCACAACAAGACCAACAGGCCAAAGAUGUCCCUUGUGAUGCCAGCCAUGGCAGUGAAUGAGAGUUUGCACAACACCACUCGGGGUUAUGAAGUCAUGAUGCAGAUCGAUUGCGAGGUGAUGGACACCAGGAUUAUCCAGAUCAAGAGCUCGUCGGUGCCUCCUUCCCUCCGGCAGCCUCAGCAGAAUGGCACGGGUUCCUAUCAUCCCCACAGCAAUGCCAGCAGGGCACCCAGUCCCAGGAGGCUACGGCCCCAACCCCUUCCUGUCUCUGCAUCAAGCACAAAGGACCCACUGUACCUCACGACAGAAGACGGUGAAGUGUAGUUCUGGUGCUUCCUAGCUCUGUGCCCUGUUUUAUAGCUCCACCCACCAGGAAGGAUAAAGAAUCAUUGAAGGAUUGGAGACAUUCAUCAUCUGUUGUGGUUCCCAACCUCCUCCUCCCCUCCACAAACUUCUCCUGUGAUGACUUGAUGAUUCUGCUUUAAGGUUACAAAUGAAACCUGGUACCCGGUGGUGUUGGGGACAUGAAGGAAGAUUCUGAUUGCUUUCAAGCUUCUGUAAAAGGGACAAGGACCAAACUGUGCUGGCCAUCUUCCUGUCUUGGAAAGCUAUAACACGCUACCUACUGCUUUUAAAAUUUCCAGGUCUGUGGCUCCACACGAAUCUUUGGUAAUUGUGAAAACCACAUUCCCAGGAAGUUGUGCAGAUCUGCACUAAUGGCUUAUAAUUCCACUAUCACUACCACUACUGUGAAAUGUUUUUCAGGCCUGUUCUGCACCUAAAAUUUUAAACGUGGGAAUAUGGGCUAGUACUUCACGGUUUUUUAGGGAAGACCAAACUAGCAAUGAUCAUCUGGUCCACCGUGCUGACCUAUUGCAUGCAAAUCUUGUGUGUUUAUCUUUACUCCUUUUGCACUAUGCAAGUUGUUUAUUUCCCUCUUUCUGUUCUGAAUGUGAAGCUGUGUCGCGGUUAUACAGCAUGCAGAUGGUCUGUUCCAGCACAGCUUGCUGUAUAUUCACUGAUGUCCACAAGCUGGAACAUCACUUAUCAGAUUGGACUUUUGCCCCGUAAACUGUGUGUGUGUGUAUAUAGAAAAUAUCCGAAAAACUGUUAUGUAAUCUUGGUUUGGCUAUCACAGAGUUCAGAUUUACACUGUAAUGACUUGGUCGCAAUGAUCUGUUCCUUACUUGAUUCUGUCCAGUUAUCCUGGGAUGGCGACAAACCAUUUCUAAUCUCACCCAAGUGGAAAUCUAUAAUUGACCACUGUUCAUCAUCCCUGAUCUGUUUGCUUUCCAAUGAAAAUGUUCACCAUAGUUGUGUUUCUAGCUCUAUUACCAUGUGUAGUACAGAGUAGGAAUUUCAAUGUUCAGGAAUGUACAUAGUUUGGGUUUCUAUUAUGUUGUCAUUUUGUUAACUGAUAAUUUUGUGAAUGUGUGUGUAUGUCCUUGAGCACUUGUGUCCCACAUGAGGUUCAGCACAAUUUAUAGUUUGAUUUUUGUUUGCCUUCGUAUGUUCUGAAUCAUCAAGCAUUAAUUUUUGCUAUCAUAAAGCAGAGGCCCUUGCUUCAUUUGUGGGAGGUUGUGUGGGCAGUGUGAGGCUUGCUAGCUUCAUUGUAUUUGAAGUGGGGUUGAUGUGAUUUGGAUUUCACAGUUUCACAAAAGAUUCCAAUGAGAAGGAAAUAGGGGGUGGAGCCAAUCUAACGACCAACCAUUUUCUGACUUUUUUUUCUGUUUGUUACGGUGCCCCCACCAGGAGCUGUCUAACUUGUUUACAAUUACACAAAAUAGCAAGUCAGAGGUGGCAAGAAUAUUUCACAUGAUUAGCAACCCCACCACUUCCGGGUGAAGUGCAGAAACCCAUCAACGUGUAACUAAAACUCUGUCUAACCCACCAUCGAUUGUGAAUUUGUUGCUGAGCAAUGACUCACCAUUACGAUGGCAUCCCAAGUUGUUAGCUGACAUGGUCUACAUACACAUCUAAUAUUGGGUUUUUUUGUACAAAAUUAUAUAAUUUAUUAUUUAACUUGGUUUUUUUUUGUGUGGUAUCUUUAAUUCAAUCUCUCAAAGUUUUUCCAUUAGACUUGAAAUAUGCAGAAGCCUUUUGCUAGACUCUCCUCCUCUAUGCUAGAUAUGUCAAUGAAUUGCCUUUAUUGAUAGACUCCUGAAGAGUGCUUAAGUAAAAUCACACAAGCUGGUCAAUGUUUAAGAUUGUUUUGUGAUUGAAAGCAAACAUUUUUUCCCUUUGUAUACAUGGUUUGGGACCCCAGUGUGUAUUGAUAGAUCUUUUGCAGGAAUUGCAUUAAUGACAUAAUGCAGGAGGAAUUAGAUUAGAUUAGAUUAUUUACAGUAUGGAAACAGGCCCUUCGGCCCAACAAGUCCACACCGACCCGCCGAAGCACAACCCACCCAUAUCCCUACAUUUACCCCUUACCUAACACUACGGGCAAUUUAGCAUGGCCAAUUCACCACAUCUUUGGACUGUGGGAGGAAACCGGAGCACCUGGAGGAAACCCACGCAGACACGGGGAGAACGUGCAAACUCCACACAGUCUGUUGCCUGAGUCGGGAAUUGAACCCGGGUCUCAGGCGCUGUGAGGCAGCAGUGCUAACCACUGUGCCACCGUGCCGCCCACAAUAAAGCACGCAUUGCCCCCGAGCGAGGUAGGACUCGAACCUACUAUCUUAUGAUCCGAAGUCAGAUGCGUUAUCCAUUACGCUACUGGCCCGAAGCGAAGCGUGCUCCAGCUCCAACAAUGCUGCUGGUUGAUUUACAGAACAGCAGUGAAAUAUCUUGAAGGCUGGCUCUUUUGGGCCGGGAGCAAGCAGAGGCCUUGAAUACCUCCUCCUUGUUCGGACAUUCAACUAGAUUCCAGCUGAUCUGUACAUUAUUUAGGAAGAAGGAGUUUAUUGCAUUUAUACAGUGCUUUUUUUAAACCUCCAUACCUCCCAAGGCACUCUACCAAACCUCUUUCAUCCCCCCUCAUAUAUAACUGCCAUUGUAAUACAGGAAACACAGCUAAUAUGCAUCCAGCAGACUUCUACAAGCAGCAGUAUUGAGCAAAGAACUGGUUUUGUAUUGGUCAGGCCAUCAAGGCUCAACCUACCCCUGCUGCACUUGCAGCUGUGUUCUGGCAUUUGUUUUGGUUUUGAAAGAACAAAAGAUUUUGCAGUGCGGUGGCUGCUCAGAAUAGUACUGUUAGCCAAGACACUGAGUUCUAGUCUCUGACAUAGGACUCGAACACACAACCUUCUGACUCCAACAAGAGUGAGCAAUGUUAACCCACUCACCUUGGGCUACCUGUCACACACGAAAGUCUAAAAGAACUAAAUAAUACGGCAUUUUGAGGGACAGAUGGCAAAUUUCCAUCGUCCCUACAUCCUGCUUUUACUCCUACCCUUAAGAUGGCACAGCCUUGAUUUGGAUUAAUUUACAUCUAAAAAAUGAUUUGUAAACACCAUAACUUCCUUCGAGAAUCCUUUUCUUUUAGAUAGCGUGCUGCUGUUCCUUUGCUGCUUUCUAUAGAUCUUAUGUAGGAAAAGGACACUUGGUUCUCAAAACUGAUCUGUAUCUUAACUCCUUCUGUUGUGCUCAGUUCCAUACCCCAUAAUAGGACAUGCCCAACAAAGAGUCAUAUCAUUUCCUCUUAGCUUCACCUUGCUCCCAGGCUUUUGGGGGAGGGUGUUUCACAUUGUGUAAACAAGUCUUUCCUAUUUUCAGUGAAUUUUAAGGUUAAAUUGUCUUGCUCUGGAACCAGAGGAACUGGUUUCUCUUUAUCUUUCUUAUGAAUGUGUUUUUGUAAACUCCCAACAAUCAAAUAAUGCCUCAGUCUUUACUCCGGGGAAUACAAGCCUGGUGAAUGUUCUGCUAGUUUAAACCCCGUCAGCCCUAAUUUUGUUCUGGUUAGCUGCACCUUCAAGGUUAAUAUUUCUGGACAAAGCUUCUUGCUGGGAUUAGAUUUGAACAAGCAGAGCUCUUGUUGAAUUGAAGAGUUUUACUUGCACAGUUUUCCAUGGCGCGAUGUAGUGAGAUUUUAUUUUCAUUUGCUAGUGUCUUUUCUGUCCUGCUUCUUGCAGCACUUUGCCAUUUAAAGCUUAGUGAAUGCAAGUUGGAGAGAAUCCCGCCUGCUACCAUGGUACAAAGGUUGUGCAAUUUCUGUCAGUGUAGAGAGUCAUUGCAGCACAGAAGGGAGCUAUUUACUCCCUCAAAUACAUGCCAGUUCUCUAGAGAGUGAUCCACUCAGUGUCACUCCCUUUCUGUCAUCCUAAAUGUUGAUUUUUCUCUUGCAGUCUGAUUUCCCUUUUAAAUUUUCAAUUGCCUCUGCUUCCAUCACCCUUGUGGGCGUUGAAUUCCAGGCUUGAGCCUCAGUGCGAGAAGCCCUGGCCUAAUCCUACACUUCCACCUGAUGAGAAUGGUUAGCUGUUGGCUGGAGAAGAUGGGAUUAUUCUCCUUCCAUCAGAUGACGAGGUAUUUGGUUAUUUUGGGGUCACUCAGAAAGAUUCAGGUCUGAGCGUCACUCAUUGAUGUAUUCCAACCUCUAGGGGGGAGUUAUUGGUGUACAGAGGAAGGGGCAGAUAUGUCACAUCAGAAAAUCCAAAGAACUAAUUCACCAAGCAAUAGGCAUUCUCCAUCAAUGGGCACCUAGAACUGAGAACACCCUGUUUAUCCUAGUUGCACUAGCCUACCACCAGUAAUCUUACUCUAUCAUAUUAAAUACAGAGAAACAUUAAUAUGCAUUAAUUCUCAAUGAAGUACUGAAAUAUAACAAAUGACAAAUGGAGAAUAUUUUUAAAAUUUAAGUAUUUAAAUGACAUUAAGAAGCCAUAGCACUUUUGUAAAUAUCCACCCACCACCGAGUUAAAAGCCUCCAUCAUGGUGCCACACAACGUCCUCCAACAGUCUGCUGAAUCCUGGCACGAAAGGUUCACUGACAGUUAUACCGGUGAAAAACUGGACUGUAUUUAUUGCCUUGUUCUGUUACUGAAAAUUUGUAGAAGUUCCAGUGUUAGAACUACAGUUAAGUGUAAGACAUCCUGAGCGAAAGACUUAAACCUUUGAAUCCCAAGGAACCUCAUGUGGUUGUUCAAUUUGAACAGUUUGCCUCGAGUGCCCAUGCCAAAGCUGAAGUGAGCAGGUUGACCUCUUCCAAUCAGUUCCAUGGUUUCCUGGCCCAGCUGUUAAAAGUUUUUUGUUCUAAAUAAAUUUCCAGUGCCUUAUUACAGCCUUCAAA
Messenger RNA from Hemiscyllium ocellatum (epaulette shark), 7112 nucleotides. RefSeq names its product activating transcription factor 6 beta (gene atf6b). The transcript has 16 exons. Gene Ontology annotation, molecular function: RNA polymerase II cis-regulatory region sequence-specific DNA binding; DNA-binding transcription factor activity, RNA polymerase II-specific. NCBI's taxonomy places the organism in Eukaryota, Metazoa, Chordata, Chondrichthyes, Orectolobiformes, Hemiscylliidae. Gene Ontology annotation, biological process: regulation of transcription by RNA polymerase II; endoplasmic reticulum unfolded protein response. The coding region runs from base 134 to 2209 and encodes 691 amino acids. The record is from RefSeq and is a predicted model, not a curated record. Gene Ontology annotation, cellular component: nucleus.